Molecule: messenger RNA, 1892 nt
Organism: Vigna angularis (adzuki bean)
Lineage: Eukaryota; Viridiplantae; Streptophyta; Magnoliopsida; Fabales; Fabaceae
Product: alkane hydroxylase MAH1
Exons: 1
Coding region: 263-1783 (506 amino acids)
Molecular function (GO): oxidoreductase activity, acting on paired donors, with incorporation or reduction of molecular oxygen; iron ion binding; monooxygenase activity
Source: RefSeq, a predicted model, not a curated record
AAGAAGACGUACACCUUUAUUUUCUUUGUCUCUUUAUAUAUGGUACUAACAAUUCCUUAAAUAGAUGCCUAACUAGUCAACAUCGUCCUUUUCCAACUUCCUAUAAUGUUCAUCAUUUCUUCAUAUAUCUCCUUCACCAGAAAAAUAAACAAACAGAUGUGACAAUAAAUUAACAUCUAACAUUCUCAUUUGUGAGUGACAGAGAAAUCCUCAAAAAACAACAUAGAAAAACAAAGGCUUUUGCGUUGUUCAUCAAUUCACCAUGGCUAUGUUUCUUGGCUAUGCAGCAGCAACAAUGGUAGCACUCUUCUGCAUCGCACACUUCUUCCAUCGGAGACUAUGUUGCAGGUACCCCCUUUUCACAGAUUACCCUAUUCUUGGCAUGAUUCCACAGUUACUCUGUAAUUUGUGGCGUUGCCAUGAUUUUUUCACUGAGGUGUUGAAACAGCACGGUGGAACCGGUGAGUUCACCGGACCAUGGUUCACCAACAUGAACUAUUUGGUCACCAUUGACCCUCUCAACGUGCACCACGUCAUGAGCAAGAGUUUCCACAACUACGUCAAGGGACCCGUGUUUCGUGACAUUUUUCAAGCCUUCGGAGACGGGAUUUUCACCGCUGAUUCAGAAACCUGGAAAUUCAACAGGGAUCUCUUCCAUUCUCUCUUUAAGCAGAAAAGCUUCGAGGUGUUUCUGGAGAAAACCAUUCACAACAAGGUUCAGAAUAGCUUACUUCCCGUAUUGGAUCAUGUGCAGCAACAAGGGAGCGUGGUGGAUCUUCAAGAUGUCUUCAACCGCUUCACUUUCGAUAACAUAUGUUCUAUAGUUCUUGGCAAUGACCCGAAUUGUCUUUCCGUUGAUUUUCCCGAAGUUGAAAUCGAGAAGGCUUUUAACGAAGCGGAAGAGUCCAUAUUCCACAGACACGUAGUGCCAAGGUGUGUUUGGAAGCUGCAGAAAUGGCUUCAGAUUGGUCAAGAGAAGAAGAUGACAGAAGCAUGUAGAACACUUGAUGAGUUCAUAUAUUCAUGCAUAGCGUCCAAGAGAGAAGAUCUAAGCAGGUACGAGGAAAAUGAAACGGGAGAAACUUUUCAUGUUGACUUGUUAACAACUUUGAUGAGAGAAGGAAAGGGAAAAGGAGAAGCAGAUGAGGAUAUAUUUCUAAGGGAUGCUGUGUUCAAUCUUUUUGUGGCUGGGAGAGAUACCUUAACUUCAGCUCUCACAUGGUUCUUUUGGCUUGUUGCUACAAACCCUUUGGUGGAAGCCAAGAUUCUUGAAGAGAUGAAUGAAAAGUUUGGAAGCAACGAAAAGACAGUUUUGAGUGCAGAUGAGGUGAAAAAGCUGGUUUAUCUACACGGUGCUAUGUGUGAAUCAUUGAGGCUGUUUCCUCCCAUACCCUUCGAACGCAAACAAGCACUUAAAGCUGACGUGCUUCCAAGUGGUCAUGAUGUUAAUCCCAACACAGUUAUACUGUUUUGUUUGUAUUCAAUGGGGAGAUUUGAGGAAAUAUGGGGGAAAGAUUGCAUGGAGUUGAAGCCAGAGAGAUGGAUCUCACAGAAAGGAGGUAAUGUUUAUAUACCAUCUUACAAAUUCAUUGCUUUCAAUGCAGGACCAAGAACUUGCUUGGGGAAAGACUCGUCCUUUGUUCAAAUGAAGAUGGUGGCAACUGCUAUUUUGCAGAAGUAUCAUGUUCAAGUGGUGGAAGAUUGUGUUGCUAAGCCAAACCUUUCAAUCGUUCUUCUAAUGAAGGAUGGUUUAAAGGUUAAGUUAACAAAGAGAGAAACUUAAUCUCAUUAUCUCAGAAACAGAUAAACUUGUAAAAGAUAUAUAAUAAACCUAACGAUGGUGUAUAAGAUGUCUUUGGCUUUAUAAAAUAAAUUGGAAAUUAUCCCUUGAA